CGCGAUACAAAUCGGGAACACAACACCUAGCCGAGUGGCUAGCCAGUUUUGUUGUGCAGAUUGAUAAUAAUUAUUGAUCACAAUGUCUGGCGGGGCGAACCCCACAUUUUUGGGGGUUAAUCCGUCCUGCACAGUAAUAUCCUCACACAAGAAAAAAGAAAGUAGUCCGUCUGCAUGUUUCUGGGAGAGUCCGGAGACUCUAGCGCAGCUGGAAGUGGUGCGCCAAUGGAUCGGAAAGCAUUACAAAAAGUAUGUGUUGGUGGAUGCUCCUUCAUGUCAGACUCUGUCUAUGGUGACCCUUCAGCUUCUGCAAUUUCAAGAGGAUGUUUUUGGCAAACAAGCCGCCAAUCCAGCCCUCACCAAACUCCCAGCCCAGUGCUUUAUGGACCUACGUCCAGGGGGAGGACUAUGCCACAUUCUUGGGAUAGCAUAUAAGUUCAAGAUGGAGCAAGGAUGGCGGAGGUUUGACUUACAAAAUCCGUCAAGAACUGAAAGAAAUAUUGAGAUGUUUCACAGUAUAGAGAGAGCACUGGUCCAGAACAACUGUCUGUCUUUUCCUGUUGUAUACAUGGACCCCACGGUAGAUCAGGAUCUGGCUGAAAGACUGACUGGCAUUGUCACAAAACACCAAGGUUCUCUUACCCACGACAGAAUACUUGCUAGCCAUCAUAUAUAUCCGUCACUUGCGUCCCCAGAAGAAGAUGAAUGGAUGCGCCCUGUAAUGCAGAGAGAUAAGCAAGUUUUAGUGCACUGGGGCAUGCACCCUGACAGCUAUGACAGCUGGUUGUCAUCUCUUGAAGUUGAAGGAGCAGUUGAAGAACCACCUCAUCUUGAGAGGCCCUGCAAGGUCCAUGCUACUUGGGUUCUGGACACAGACAGUUUCAACGAAUGGAUGAAUGAAGAAGAUUAUUGUGUUGAUGAAAGAAAUGUCCCAGUGAUCUUUCGGCAUCGACUUCCUCUUCGCAAUGAGGACUCACAAUCUACUCCUUCCAAAAAAAGAAGGCGGUCAACCUCUCCUCCAUCCUCUGAAGGACGAAAGAAAGGCAAGAAAGGACGAAAGCGUGGACAACAGGAAGAAGAGCUGGAGGAGGAUUUGACCAAAGACAUGGAGGAUCCAACCCCUGUUCCAAAUAUGGAAGAGGUCAUAUUACCCAAGAUUGUGAACUUGAAAAAGGACAGUGAAAACACUCCUGUUAAAGGAGGCAUCAUGGCUGAUCUUGAUGAUCAAGAGGAAGACUAUCCAGGAAGGGAGGACGAGGAGGGCAGGGUUGAAAUGUCUCGCUUUCUAGAGGGAGAGGAAAACAUUACAGAACAAACUCAUCAUGUUAUUAUACCAAGCUAUACAUCUUGGUUCAAUAAUAACAGCAUACAUUCUAUUGAGAAACGUUCACUACCAGAAUUUUUCAACGGCAAAAAUAAAUCUAAAUCACCGGAAAUCUACCUUGCUUAUCGCAACUUUAUGAUUGACACAUAUCGAUUGAACCCUCAAGAAUUUCUAAGCUCAACCUCCUGUAGGCGCAACCUCACCGGAGAUGUCUGUGCUGUCAUGAGGGUCCAUGCAUUUUUGGAGCAAUGGGGGUUGAUUAACUACCAGGUUGAUGCAGAAAGCAGACCCCUUCCCAUGGGACCCCCUCCUACUCCUCAUUUUAAUGUCCUGGCUGACACUCCCUCUGGGCUGGCCCCACUGCAACACAAACCCUUGCAGGUUUCAGCCUCGCAACACAUGCUGUAUUUCCCAGACAGGGGGAGAGAGAAGCCUUCAGAUUGCCAAAACUUUGGUUUGCGAACAGAUGUUUAUGCCAGGAAACAUCCUAAGACUAAAGGAGCAAGCGCUGGAAGGGAAUGGACUGAACAAGAGACACUUUUAUUACUGGAGGCUCUAGAAGUGUACAACGAUGACUGGAAUAAGGUUUCUGAGCAUGUUGGAUCUAGGACGCAGGACGACUGUAUUCUGCACUUUCUUCGUUUGCCCAUUGAAGACCCUUAUCUUGAAGACUCCUCGGCCUCUCUUGGUCCUCUUGCAUACCAGCCUGUUCCUUUCAGCCAAUCUGAGAACCCUGUAAUGAGCACUGUGGCCUUCCUAGCAUCAGUAGUGGACCCCCGAGUGGCAUCUGCAGCCGCCAAAGCAGCACUUGAGGAGUUUUCCAGAGCACACGAGGAAUCUAUUGACAAAAUCUCUGAAAUGGCCAUCCAAACUGAAAAAAAAGAGCCUAUAGAUGCAGAGAAAAUGGAAACAAAUCCCACAAACCAGAUUUCUUUACGGGUGGAUGGUGUCAACAUGGAACCUAGUGGAGCCCAAACUGUGGAAGAAAGAGUUAAAAGUGAAAAUGCUGAAAAUCUACUUGCAGAGGACAGAGAUGGAAGAAUAGAUGAUGAUGACAGUUUUGAGCAACGAGAGGGUGAGGGUGAGCUUAGCAGAGCAGUGAUGGAGCAGGAUCUGGUGGAGGUUGCUGUACCUACUGCAGCGGCUGCAGCUCUAUCCUCUGCUGCCACCAAGGCCAAGCACUUGGCAGCUGUAGAAGAGAGAAAAAUUAAGUCUCUCGUGGCUUUGCUGGUGGAGACCCAGAUGAAAAAGUUAGAAAUCAAGUUAAGACAUUUUGAGGAGCUGGAGACUAUCAUGGACCGAGAGAAAGAGGCGUUGGAGCAGCAACGGCAGCAGCUUCUGUCUGAGAGGCAAACUUUUCACACUGAACAAUUAAAGCAAGCAGAAAUAAAAGUUCGGCAGCAAAGGGAGCAGCAGGGGCAGCCUGGUUUCACAAUGCAGCUCUCAGGUACUAAUGUACCUUCUGUAGGCCAGUCUGUGCCAAACCGGAUAAUACCAGGAGGAGGAACAGCCCAGGGGAUGGCCUCUCGACACACUGGGGCUCCGAAUGGCAUGUAUCCAUCUACACAGACAGAUGGAAUAGCUCCUCCGGUAUCCACCCAGAACUAAAUGUAUCAACACAUCAGUUACAUUUCCUUAACAUGUCUGUAAUUACGAAAAUGCCUGUAUGUUACGAGUUUUACUUUGAAGCUGAAUAAUCAAAAUUAGCAAAAGUGGAAAAAGACUUCACAUAGAAUUUACAAGGAUCAUCAAAUGUAAAACAAGUUGUCAUAUACGUUUGGAUCAGUCACAGAUUUCAAGCUGUGUAAGCGUUGUGCUCAAUUGAGGAAUGUGAAAAAAAGUGCUCUCAACUGAUUAAAUUGUUUUUUAUAUU
Messenger RNA from Periophthalmus magnuspinnatus, 3197 nucleotides. It is a transcript of the gene smarcc1b, whose product is annotated as SWI/SNF related, matrix associated, actin dependent regulator of chromatin, subfamily c, member 1b. Lineage: Eukaryota; Metazoa; Chordata; Actinopteri; Gobiiformes; Gobiidae. Gene Ontology annotation, biological process: positive regulation of DNA-templated transcription. The record is from RefSeq and is a predicted model, not a curated record. Gene Ontology annotation, cellular component: nBAF complex; SWI/SNF complex; npBAF complex. The transcript is spliced from 28 exons. The coding region runs from base 83 to 2932 and encodes 949 amino acids. Gene Ontology annotation, molecular function: nucleosomal DNA binding; histone binding.